Messenger RNA from Planococcus citri (citrus mealybug), 1189 nucleotides. RefSeq names its product superoxide dismutase [Cu-Zn]-like. Bases 186 to 878 code for a protein of 230 amino acids. The record is from RefSeq and is a predicted model, not a curated record. NCBI's taxonomy places the organism in Eukaryota, Metazoa, Arthropoda, Insecta, Hemiptera, Pseudococcidae. The transcript has 3 exons. Gene Ontology annotation, biological process: superoxide metabolic process. Gene Ontology annotation, molecular function: copper ion binding.
UAUUAUCCGAGAGCAAUUUGGCCUCAAGGCAAGUCACGGUAAAGUUUAAACGCAGUGUCCUUUUAAUUAGGCUAACAACCAUCUGACAACAAUCACUCUUCCAUCAACUUGUGCUACCGACCAAUGAUUAAAACAUUAGUACUUGAGAUCGACGCAUCGUUACUCAUUUUCAUUUCAUUAUCAAAAUGUACUCUUGGGUGAUCAUUUUUAUUAAAAUUCACAUCUUGUGUUUUGUGUUCGGUGUUGAAGAAUUUGGAAAUGAACCUUUAACCGCGUCUUCAGCCUAUAGUAUUCAUCACGCGUAUCCUCACGCAUAUCCUCACGCUUCGUAUUAUUAUGGGUAUCCAACCAUCGUAAAUCCAGGCUUGCUGGCCAUAGCAGAUUUAAAAGGCUCGGGAGAAGUAACAGGUACUGUUGUCUUUUUUCAACCUAGACCUCCAGAAGGUCCAGUCUUCGUGACCGGAAACAUCACCGGGUUACCAAAAGGAUUACAUGGUUUUCAUAUACAUCGAGAUGGAGAUAUCAGAAACGGCUGCGAUUCCAUGGGACCUCAUUUCAAUCCUUUCUUGUUACAACAUGGUGGACCUAGAGAUCCUCACCGACACGCAGGGGAUCUCGGAAACGUGGAAGCUGGAGAAGACGGUCCUGUUAAAAUACAACUUGUAGACGAAUUGAUAUCUCUAACCGGACCAUUGAAUAUAGCCGGUCGUGGUAUCGUUGUACAUGAAAAAGAAGACGAUUUAGGACGAGGAGGAAAUCCAGAAAGCUUAAAAACGGGAAAUGCAGGAUCCAGAUUGGCAUGUGGUGUUAUUGGGUACGCUUCUCUUGAGACUGAACCGAUUACAGUCGAUUCUGCGUCGCUUAUUAUUCCAAAAUAAUCGACCGUUAAUUGUUUUGGGUUUGGAGCUUUUGCAAAGACUUAACCAUUUCAAUGCAUCUAAUUCGGAACAGGGUGUUUAAAAAGUACAUAUGAAUGACGUACCUAUUUUUACUCUGAUGAUAACGAGUUUAGUCUUUGAUCAUCCUAAAAGCUUCAAAGUCUUCUGGUUUUUUAAAAAUUAGCUGUUUGAUGAUGUCAUCAUUUUUUUUUUAGUACAUACUGUUUUAUACUUUACCUUUUUUUUGUUGUUUUUUUGUAUUUGUAUAUUUUACUCGCGAAUUAGAAAAUAAAAUGAUUUUGUGGCUUCUA